AUGGCGGCAACUGCAACGUUAGUGAAGUUGGACUUGGAGGAUGUUUUGGCUGAACUUGACUAAAAUGACACCAUUGAAAAAUUCAAAUCGGAAAGAAUUGACUUAGACAAUUUUUUAAAUCUUACAGAACAGCAAUUAAUCCGAUUAGCGGUAAAGACAAUAGGAGACAGGUUCCGGUUGACAGAAAGGGUAAGAUUAGAGAUAAAAAAGAGAAAUGCAUGUAAACCAGUUGACCGCAAUGAAAAUCUUGUAAAUCAAAUAAUUCAACAGCGUUAUACGUUGUUUAAUAGAAACAGAAAUGGCCGAGGUCAGAAGAGACGCACGGGCAGUGUAUCUAAUUCUGUAGAUGCUUUGGACUCGUCUAAAAUCCCACGCACACGUGGAACCAGAACAUGGACAGUCACUGUGGUGUGUUUGGCAGAUACAAAUGCUAAAAAAAUUCCAUCAGUAGAAGAAAAAACUGUUCUUAUGAAGGCUGGGUUGGGGGCUAAAAAAAUUCAGUUAAACUUGAAUGAUGAAGAAGAAGAUGUUCUUUUAACACUACAAUCGGAUAAUAUCAACAUGAGAAAUGGGGAGACCACUGGAUUUCCGCAGUUACAAAAUUCUGGAGGGUUCGAACUGCUGAACUGUAAACAAAAUUGUCGGGAGCUGACAUUGGUUAACUGUCAAUGGAACGUCAGAUCUUUAAGAUCAUACAUUGGCAAUCAAGCUAAAAUUUACAUUCGUCCUAUUCAAACUAGCCUAGAUACAACACCAAAAGAUCAGGGAGAAAUAUUAACUGAUGCAAAAGUAAGCUGCAAAGCCUGUCAUUGUCUGUUUUCAGUUCGUGAGUUAAGAGCACACAUUCAGACUUGUGCGAGUGGAAAAAGCAUAUGUGAAAAAGAAUUACCGGUACAAGAUCUAGAUAGUGAUGAUCUACCUGACCCAGAAAUUGGUUGCCAAGGGCAGUUGCCUGUUAUAAAUCCAACUCAAAGUUUCAUACCACUUCAAACCACAGACCAGGAAGUGAAUUUGAAUAAUACAGUUUUGUAUUUUAAUCCCCCGGGCCCAUUUGUUUUCAUUUCUGAGAAUGAGACUCAGCCUCAAAUGUCUACAGCGUGUAUUGUACCAAGCAUUGAUAGAGAUUCGUCUACUCCAAUUAUGAAAGAUGAUGAGUCUAAUCUUCCUGCAGCACUUGAUGACCAGUCUCAAAAUGUUAGUAGCAGACCCUUACAAGCCUUGUCGGCAUUACAGCAAAGUACAACAAAUCCCUUGGAUGUUACCUCUGCCGCAAGUUGCAUCACAUCUGUUGAAGCGACUGUAUGUGCGGAUGCGGAGGAAAAGAGGCAAGAAGAUCAGACUAUUGACGCAGUUAUUGCAACAGCAAUAGAAUAUUGCUUAAGUCAUAACAUUCAAGAUCCUGUUGAAAUGCUUCGAUAUUUACAAAGUGUGAUUGUUACGGGACGAAAACUUGAAAUAGUAGAUACAUCACAAAGUCUUGAAGGUGCAACAAACUUCAUAAUUGUUGAUCGAAACAACAUUCUUGAGACUGCUUUUGAUGAAAUUGAUUCCAUUGCAGACCUUAGAAUGACGCUUGAAGUGCAGUUUUAUGAUACUGCUGAAGAUCUUGGUGGUCCAAGGAAGGAAUUUUUUCAACUUGUAUUAUCAGAGAUAAAAAGGAAGUACUUUGACAGUGGGCUUCGUGAACACCUUGCUAAGGAUUAUGUGACAGUAGGGAAAAUUAUGAGUUUAAGUGUACUCCAGAAUGGAAAACUUCCCAAAUUUAUGGACCCAGGAAUCUUGGAGGAUGUUUUCAGUGAUGCAGAUGGAAGCAGUGACUGCAUUAAGAAUUUGAGAAAGGGUCUGAACUGUUUAGGAUUAGUCAAGAUUGGAAGUGUGUUCCCUAUUUUUGUGCACUUAUUUAGACCUACUCAGACUACAUUGACUCUGAAGGCUGUUAUACAGAUUUUAAAACCAGUAUUUUCUGAAGAGGGAUCAAAUAGCAGACAACUUGAAAACUCUGUGUAUUCAGCAUACUUGAAAUAUUUGAGAGCAGUUGCUAGUGGGAGGAGAGGAUCUGUAUCCUUGCACCACAUCCUACAGUUUGCUACAGGUACUCCCGAGGAACCCAUUCUUGGAUUUACAUUGCAGCCUUCAAUCCAUUUUUUUGAAGCGAAAUCAAGAUCAGGGUUUAUCCCAACUGCUAACACUUGUAUCAACAACAUGAAGUUACCAAGACCAUCUUAUAAAAUUGCAUUACCAUCUGAAGAAGAACUUUUUGCAUUGUACGAUUAUGCGUUUUUGAAUACCUUUUAUGGUCUAUUUUGAAUAACUUUAUAUCAGCUACCUACUUAACACUGAUGAAUGUUUUUAUUGUCUUCAUA
This is a messenger RNA of Saccostrea cuccullata (small rock oyster), 2363 nucleotides long. RefSeq lists its product as uncharacterized. The transcript is spliced from 5 exons. The record is from RefSeq and is a predicted model, not a curated record. Lineage: Eukaryota; Metazoa; Mollusca; Bivalvia; Ostreida; Ostreidae. Gene Ontology annotation, molecular function: ubiquitin protein ligase activity. Gene Ontology annotation, biological process: protein polyubiquitination; ubiquitin-dependent protein catabolic process.